AUGUCGACACGCGCCGCCGCCGCUGCGGCCGCCGCACGGUCUCGCAACCCAGAUACGAUGGACGUCGAUGAACAGGAGGAGGACAUCUUUGGUCCUCAGCCUGAGGCAGACUCCAGCGGGCUGGAUGACGGCAGUAGCGACGAUGAAUACGUCGAGGAAGACGAGAACGCGCAACAACAAGGCGUCAAGCACAAACGAGCCCCGAGGGAAGACCCCGGUAACGAUGUGAUCUUCCAGUCCUUCCAACAGGACCUGGCGCAGAUCGACGAGGAGGAGCUGCACACUUCGGCGAAGCGGCCAGCCAAGAGAAGACCUAGCCACGAGGUGCAGCUGCUGCUUGGACGAGCCAACUUGGCAUACAUUACGCAAGAUCACAAUGAAGCGGUGAACUUGUUCCUCGAAGUUAUUCGACACGAUCCGCAAGUUCAAGCAGCAUGGUCGACACUUGCAUCCGUCUAUGAAGAAAUGGGCAAUGUCGAGAUGGCUCGACAGAUGAAGUUCUGUGGUGCCCAUAUCGAGGAAGACAUUGGCACCUGGCGAGAGUUGGCUGAUCAGUUCCGCUCUGAGGGCAACCUUACACAAGCGCUGUACUGUUACCGCAAAGCGCUGAAGAUCGACGGCUCCCGACUGGACAUCGUGUGGCAGCUCGUCAACAUCUACCGGGAGACGCAGUCGUACAACAUGGCUGUCGAGGCUAUCCGCAAGAUCCACCGCGCCGAACCGACGUAUCUUCGCGAUUUCAACAUGCUCAUGGAAGUGCAUGCGCUCAUCGUUGAGACGAAGAAGGCUGCGUUCGGUGCCGAGGUCUUCGGUGACGCUUUCAUGUUCCAUUUUGCGACCUUCAACGGCCCCGACGACCAGAAGCCGGGCAUGGAGCCAAACACCAUGAAACUCGAACACAUUGUGGUCUACGUCGACUAUCUUCUCAAGUCCGGUGACCUCGACGGUGCCGUCAGCGCCAUCCACCGCGGCCAGCGUUGGCUGCAGGGUCGCAAGCAUGAGAAGGGUUGGGAUGCAGCCGAGGACGACAGCGAGUACUAUGCUCCACGCGACGAUGAGGACUUUGCCGAGGAGAGCGCCGGAGGCUAUGAGCUGGACUACCAAUUGCGGUACCGACUUGCCAUUGCUCGGUUGCGCUUAGGCCAUGACGAGGAGGCUAUGAGCAGCAUCGGGUUCAUUCUUGACCUCGAUGCGGACAUUCACACCUCCUUGUUCAUCGAGCUCGGCGAAGCGCUGAUGAAGCGACAGAUGUGGGAGCCUGCGUUGGAGUUCUGGGCAGCUCUGCAUGACCGCAACGAGGACGACCCGACCAUCAUUUACAAACUUGGUAUCUGUCAGCACCAGCUGAAGCGCAAUGCUGAAGCACUGGAGAGUCUGAACUGGGUGUUCAGAAGAGCAACCUGGAAGCCCGACUCGAGCUGGCCUCCGUUCUGGAAGAUAUGGGCAGGAAGUCAGAAGCCCUCGACCUCGUCUCUGAUGCUGAAAGGUAGCGGUUCCGAGCAGCGGCUUACCAAGCGUGUUCUGGAAAACCAAGCUACCGCCACGAUGGCUUCCCUCUGGGAGGAGGUGCAGGAGGCUGAACAGGGCAUCAACGAGGGUGAACCAUGGGCUUUGGACAAGUUCAUUCACUCUGCAGGCACCAUGGUCGAGACAUUCCGCCUGGCGAAGAGCAACUUCACCAAGAACCGAGGUAUCACUCGAGUGUUGAAGAACCGGAAGUAUGGCUCCAAGGGCGACGCCGAUUCGCGACUCAUGGCCAUGCACGACCGUCUGGAGCGCGUCCUUGGAUUCGAGGACGAAACUCCGUUAGAUCAAACGCGACCAGAUUACGAGGUCGUGCGACAGACAUCCUUCUACGGCAUCGGCACUGAGGACUGGUUGGCGCUCACGAUCAAGUACUGCUGCGUCCUUAUGGUGAAGAACGAGGAGGACGUCGCAAUGGACAUCCUUGAGCACGUUGUCUGGUCUGGCCUAUUCAACAACCGACGUUGCGAAAUCGCUUUGCGACUGGCGACGGUCGCAUGCGCGAUGCGAAUGCAAUCGCAUGACCGGAUCGUCGACAACUGCAAACGUCUCCAGCAAAUGCACCAGUUCCGCUCUGAGCCGCUGCUGCUGAUGCUGGCAGCUCUCGGAGGCGGUCUCAAGCAGCAGAACGCGUGGCACAACCUCGCUCUGCAAAAGUUCCUCCACCGUGAAGUUCGAAUCUACGACGAGGCAGUGUGCGGCGUGCCUCUUCGGUUCAACAAGCGACACAUGCGCUGGGCGCAGAUCAUCAACACUGGUGUGUCCCGACGUCUGGGAGAUCUGGCCCAUGAAGAGGUGGACGACGAAGCUUCUGCCGGUGUUUCGGCCCCGGAUCCCACUGUGGAUGGAGAGGGUGACGAGGAUGAGGACGGCGCGGACGGCGAUGACGACGUGUCUGAGCGACAAGACGCUGGGGACAAGAUUGUGCCGCGACCGAAGAAGCACUCGCCCGUCUUCAACGCCCUCUAUGGGCAGAACAUGCUCACAACCCGCUCCUAUCAGAGUGCACUGUUCUACUUCAUGCGUGCAUAUGAGGCGAACCCGUAUGACCCGUACCUGUGCUUCCUCAUUGCCCAAGCCUACCUCGGAAGAGCGUUAAACCGCCAAUCGGACAACAGGAACUAUCAGAUUGCCCAGGGCCUGGCGUUCCUGAGCCGAUACCGCAAGCUCAGCGCGCAGGACACAGCAACACAGGAAGAGGUCGAGUACAACUACGGGCGGUGCUUCUACCAGCUCGUCCUCGACUCUGUGCGCGCCCGCAUGGAGGAGGCGGAUGAUGAGGGGCGCGAAGCGAUCCGCAAGUCGUCAGUUGCGUGGGAAGCUGCGCACAACCUCGUUCUCAUCUACACGGCAUCUGGCUCCAUCGAUCUCGUUCGAGCCCGAAGCGAGGAGUGGCUGCGAUUGGAGUAG
This is a messenger RNA of Trichosporon asahii var. asahii CBS 2479, 2934 nucleotides long. RefSeq names its product RNA polymerase III transcription factor. Gene Ontology annotation, cellular component: transcription factor TFIIIC complex. Gene Ontology annotation, biological process: transcription by RNA polymerase III. The transcript has 10 exons. The record is from RefSeq and is a predicted model, not a curated record. Bases 1 to 2934 code for a protein of 977 amino acids. Lineage: Eukaryota; Fungi; Basidiomycota; Tremellomycetes; Trichosporonales; Trichosporonaceae. Gene Ontology annotation, molecular function: protein binding.